CUUCAUCAGCAUCUUCUUCUCUUCUUGGUUAUUAUUGAAACUAGGAUGCAGAGUUAUAGUAUGGAUCAUAUGAACCACUGCUUCACCGGUGUCGACUUCUCUGUCAACCUAUGUUCCGGCGAGAACGAAGGCAGUGAACCGAAAAGGCGGGUCAUCGGAGAAAUGGACUUCUUCUCAGAGGACAAGAAGAGGGUGAACUCAGAUCAUAAGGUGCCCUCUCUUAGUGCCACCCAAAAAGAAGACCUUGCCAUCAAUACUGGAUUGCAACUCACUGUAAAUGUUAGCAGUGAGCAAUCAACAUUAGAUGAUGGACUGUCUCCUGAUGAAGAAGAGAAAGAAAGGAACAUGGAGAUGACAGCAAUGAGAAUAGAGAUUGGAAGGUUGAAUGAAGAGAACAAGAAUCUUAGAAACAUGUUAAGCCAAGCCAGUGGAGCUUAUGAAGCUCUUCACAUGCAUCUUAUAAGGCUAAUGCAACAAAGAGAUCUCAACAAACGCAACUCACUCAAUCAUAAUAUAUCGACUGUGGCCGAUGUGACGGAGAUGGUGGAAGAGCCAUCACAAUCUUCGACAGAAGGCGGGAGCCGAGAACGGUCAUCACCGACUCCGGCAAACAGCAAGAAUGAGAUGGUCUUGUUUGAUAGAGAGGGAGGAAGAGGGAUUGGAAAAGAAGAGAUUAUUGAUAGAGAGUCAAAUGCAUGGCUUCCAAGUAGAGAACAUGCCAAAUUACAGCAGUCUAAGGAUGCUGAUCAAGCUCAUGAAGCCACAAUGAGGAAGGCCCGUGUCUCAGUCCGGGCUCGUUCCGAUGCGUCCAUUAUCACUGAUGGAUGCCAAUGGCGAAAAUACGGUCAAAAAAUGGCGAAAGGAAAUCCAUGUCCUCGAGCUUAUUAUCGGUGUACAAUGGCCGCUGGUUGUCCCGUUCGUAAACAAGUACAAAGAUGCGCAGACGAUCGAACAAUACUAGUGACAACAUAUGAAGGGAGCCACAACCACCCGUUGCCACCGGCAGCGAUGGCGAUGGCCUCGACCACCUCCGCCGCAGUCUCGAUGCUCCUUUCCGGCCCCAUGUCAAGCUCUGAUACACUGAUGAACUCCAGUGUAUUUGCAAGAACAAUGUUACCUAGCACCUCAACCAUGGCCACUAUCUCAGCAUCAGCUCCAUUCCCUACUAUCACUCUUGACCUAACUCAAAACCCUAACCCUAUUCAACAACAAAAACCUCUAAAUGGUUCUCAUUUCUCACUUCCAUUCUCACCACCACCACCAACAACAACAACAACUACACCAACUGCAUUGUUUGGCCAUGCACUCUAUGGCCACUCGGUCAAGCCGGAGAAUUUUCCGGUGACAUCGUUGGCCGAUACGGUAAGUGCUAUCACCGCAGACCCUAACUUCACGGCGGCGCUUGCGGCGGCGAUCAGCUCGUUUAUGGAAAAUAAUAAUGGUAAUAAGAGCAGUGUUAAUGGCAAUGGUAGGAGUCAUCACACUUGUAGUGAUAACAAGAUUGGAAGUAGUUAAAGUAGUUGAG
Molecule: messenger RNA, 1525 nt
Organism: Dioscorea cayenensis subsp. rotundata (Guinea yam)
Lineage: Eukaryota; Viridiplantae; Streptophyta; Magnoliopsida; Dioscoreales; Dioscoreaceae
Product: WRKY transcription factor 6-like
Exons: 6
Coding region: 46-1515 (489 amino acids)
Biological process (GO): regulation of DNA-templated transcription
Molecular function (GO): DNA-binding transcription factor activity; sequence-specific DNA binding
Source: RefSeq, a predicted model, not a curated record